AAAUUAUAAAUGGAUCACACACACUCUUAGAUUUCCCCUUUUAGCCCUGAAGCGAGAAAUAUAAUUAUAAACGCCCCCAAACUUCCAUUCCAGCACUCCCUCAGUCCCUCCUCCAGUUCUCCAUCAUGUCCUCUAACGUCAUCGUGUUAGACAACGGCGGCAGCCUCAUCAAGGCGGGUCAAGGCGGCGAGCGUGACCCCGCUAUCAUCAUCCCUAACUGCCUCUACCGCCCUCUCUCCUCGAAAAAGUUCCAGAACCCUACUCCACUUCCCUCAUCCACCACCUCAAUCAUCGACGCCGCUUCCGAAGACCUGACCUCAGCCGCAGUGCGCCGCCCCAUCGAUCGUGGGUACCUGAUAAACCCGGACCUACAGCGGGACAUCUGGGCCCACCUCUUCUCCUCUCUCCUCCAUGUCUCACCGUCCUCCACCUCCCUCCUCCUCACCGAGCAUCUCUUUACUCUUCCGUCCAUCCAGCGUGCUACUGACGAGCUUGUCUUCGAGGAUUUCGGUUUCAAGGCCCUCUACGUCGCCGAUCCACCCUCGUUGGUUCAUCUGUACGAGGCCAGUAGGAGGCCCUAUGGGCUUGUGUCAAAGGCCCAGUGCAGCCUCGUCGUUGACUGUGGCUUCUCGUUCACGCAUGCCGCACCAGUUUUCCAGAACUUCACCGUCAACUAUGCCGUGAAGAGGAUCGACCUGGGAGGGAAGGCCCUCACGAAUUACCUUAAAGAGCUGGUGUCCUAUCGAGCGGUGAAUGUGAUGGACGAAACUUUCAUCAUGGACGAUGUUAAGGAGAAGCUGUGCUUUGUCUCGCUUGAUGUCGCUCGCGAUCUCCAGAUUGCCAGGAAGCGUGGAAGAGACAAUUUACUCAGAUGUACAUAUGUCCUCCCUGAUGGUGUCAAUCACACAAAGGGCUUUAUUAAGGACCCUGAAGAAGCUCGGAGAUACACUUUGACAGAUGGAGCUCCACCUAGGUCUGCUGAAGCAGAGAAGGAUAUGGAUCUCACAGGGAAGUCCGAGGAGAGAAAGAGAACUGAUUUGACUAAAAAUGAGUUCGACCUGACAAAUGAGCGGUUCCUUGUCCCAGAGAUGAUCUUCCAGCCUGCUGAUUUGGGAAUGAACGAGGCUGGACUAGCAGAGUGCAUUGUUCGAGCAGUCAACUCUUGCCAUCCACUUCUUCACCCUGUACUCUAUGAAAGCAUCAUAUUAACUGGUGGAAGCACAUUAUUUCCUCGAUUUGUUGAGAGACUAGAAAGAGACCUCCGGCCUCUUGUCCCGGAUGACUAUCAUGUCAAGAUAACAACUCAAGAAGAUCCCAUAUUAGGUGUGUGGAGAGGGGGAUCUCUUUUGGCAUCUAGUCCAGACUUUGAAGGAAUGUGUGUCACCAAGUCCGAGUAUGAGGAGCAUGGAUCUGCUCGGUGCCGCAAGAGAUUCUUUCAUUGAGCUGCAAAAUCUUGAAGCUUUCAUGGGAAUCAAUGGUGCACGCGGAAAAAUGUACUCUCUUCUCCACACAGAUUGCCUUGCUUGAAUUAAAGGUGGAAUGGUGGAAGCAGGCCUGGAUCAUAUAGAAAGUGGAUAUCUGAUAGAAAUUUAAAUUAUCAAGCAUUAUAUGGUUCCUCAUUCUGGCCUCAGAAUGUUCUUCUGCGGAAGGACUCUCUGUGUGACGAGUUUUUCUUCUUCCUUCACUGUGUGUUUGAGAGGCCCAAAUGACGAAUAUUUCCUUAAAAUGUAAAGGGGAGGCAGAAAAUGAUCCAAGUCAUAACCACAUGUCGUUAGAAGAACCAGAUAAGUAAAAUUUCAGCAUCCGUCCAGGAAAAAGUUCAUCGUCCGCCCAGAAGAAGUAGAUACCUUAGAAAUGAGUGUAUAUACGUGCUGUUCCUCUGUCGAUUUUACUGUUCUGAUGGGCUUAAGUUUUAAAAACCAUGGUUCGUUGUCAGUUUUGCUAAUGAAAAUGAAUGGUUAGGGUUGUACUCUUAGCUAUUGGCUUUUUGCUACAUCAGGCCACACUGAAUGGUUGCUUCUUUGCAUUGUAAUGGAAUCUACCGCAACUCCAAGAGGAGGUAGCGAUGAGAUUGUCGAGA
This is a messenger RNA of Tripterygium wilfordii, 2080 nucleotides long. RefSeq names its product actin-related protein 6. The record is from RefSeq and is a predicted model, not a curated record. Gene Ontology annotation, cellular component: Swr1 complex. Gene Ontology annotation, molecular function: nucleosome binding. The transcript is spliced from 8 exons. Bases 126 to 1442 code for a protein of 438 amino acids. NCBI's taxonomy places the organism in Eukaryota, Viridiplantae, Streptophyta, Magnoliopsida, Celastrales, Celastraceae.